This is a messenger RNA of Rhodotorula graminis WP1, 5690 nucleotides long. RefSeq lists its product as uncharacterized. The transcript has 4 exons. The record is from RefSeq and is a predicted model, not a curated record. Lineage: Eukaryota; Fungi; Basidiomycota; Microbotryomycetes; Sporidiobolales; Sporidiobolaceae. Bases 1 to 5526 code for a protein of 1841 amino acids.
AUGGAGCAGCCGCCAGCCUCGGCGCCGUCGCCGCCGCCGCGACCCCUCGGCUCGCCAACCGCCAACCGGCUCGCGCUCGGGAGAGCCGUCCCACGCCCUCUCGACCUCGCCAGCAGCCGUGCCCACUCGUACAGCAGCACCACCCCGUCUGCGAGCAGCACCUACACCUCGUCGCCCCCGACCGCCCCGGACUCGCUCGUCAGCCCUCGAGCUCAGCUCGCAUCGCCCACCACCCCCGACCGCGGCACGACUGCCCUCGCGGGCAACACACCGGCUCGCGAUGAGCGGUCUGCAUCGGCCGAGGGCGCCGACCGGCCACGGGCGCAUGCGCACGCCCCCUCGCCGACUUCCUCGCCCGCCCUCGCAUCCCUCACCUCCCCGCCGACUGCCGCACGCCCAUCCACCUCGACCUUUCCUUCGCCCGUCGCAGGCUAUGCCGCACGGCGAGCGUCGGGUAAGCUCCCUGCGUCGGCCUCGACGACCUCGAUCGGCGGGCGCAGCGUCCUCGGCUACACCUCGGCCGCGAGGCGCACGGGCUCGCCCUACCGCGGCGGCGGCAGCGGCGCCGGAGCCACGCCGUUGGGGACGAGCGCGGGAGCUGGAGCGGGACCAGCAGGAGGAGGCGGUGCAGGCGCGAGCGGGACUGGGAUCGGCACGACGAGCAGCUCGCGGUUCCUCCUCACGGUCGUCCCGCCCGAGCACUUGCCGCACGACCCGCCGCAUCCUCGUACCAACCCUGCCUGCUCAGGCUAUGGCCCACCAGAGCACUUUCGACGCGGCACCCUCGUCCCCCUGUACCCGACCUUGUCGUCCCAGCUCGCCGCCAUCGCUCGCGAGUACGGCCUCCCGUCCUCGGGCGGCGUCGUCCUGUACCUGUUGUCGACGACCAACCCGGCGACGCAGCAGCCGUUCCCGCAGUCGGCCGGCUUCGCUGCGGAGGGCGGUCCGCGCAUCAGCGACGGCGCGUGGAACCUCCUGUGGGCGCAGCUUAUGGCCGAGGAGGAGGCCGAGCGCGACAUGCUCCUGUACGAGCAGCAGCAGCGCGAGCACGACCUGCUCGACUCGGACAACGCGUCCGACGACGACGACAACGACUACCGCCCGCCGCCGGUACCGCCUAUCCCGUCCGAGCAUGCCGCACCUCGGCAACGCGAGCAGUCGGAGGACGCCGGCAUCUUCUCGGACGAGCAGGAGCAGGAGCGCGUGAGCCAGUCGAGCGUCGACGGCGGCGCGAGCGACGGCAAGGCGCCUCGAGCCGACAACCGCGUGUCCGCCAUCGCACGGGCCGGCCUCGGUCGCGGUCCACCGCCGUCGACGACGUCGCCCGGCGCCGGCGUCAAGCGCUUCUCGUCCUUCCCGACCGCCGCUCACCCUUCCCUCACCCGCCGCUCGUCGCGCCAAUCCCUGCGCUCCGCCUCGCACCGCACGGCGGCACCGCGCCCCUCGAGCUACAACUACGCGACGGCGCCGCCCUCGGCUCGCGCCGUCUCGUACGGCUCGUCCCGGUUCGCGAGCGGGCCGGCGUCGCUCUUCUCGCCGUCGACGGUCGGCGCGUCGGCCUUCCUGCCCGGCUACGGCGCGUCCGUCGUUGUCGGCAAGGUCGAGUUUGACAUCCACGCCGGCUCGCGCCAGGGCAAGUGGUACGAGGCGUGGCUCGCGAGCGCGUCGCAACCGGCGAGCAGCGGCACGAGCAGCGUGUCCACCCCGGCGGUCGCGUCGUCUGCGCCCGCCAUGGCGUUCGAGCAACCCCAUCAGUCGUGGCACGAGCUGCAGCUGCCGAGUCGGGUCGCGAGCGCGGCUCGUUCCCAGGAGUCGGCGGCGCGAGGACUUGGCAUCGUCGCCGCGCCGCCUGCGCCCGAGCCGCACCUGUUCGACACGGCGACGCUCGCCUCGGCAGCCCUGUCGAGCUCGUCGCUCGCCGCCAUGGCGGGGCACAGCCCGACGGGCAGCUCGCGCGAGCGCGCACUCGCCCCGGACGAGUCGUCGCCGGUCGAAUCAGAGCCGACACCGCUCGCCGAGACGGUCGCCCUCCCGCCUGCGCAAGAGUACGCGUUGCCUAUCAGCAGCCCGUACGCCUAUUCGUCCAUCGUCGACCAUCUCGCGCCUGCCUCAUCGCCCGACCGCGCCCAACUGCGUGCCGCCGACACCUCCUUCGGCUCGCCCGCUCCGCUGUCGCAUGCGCCGAGCUCGCUGCCGUCGCGACCAGCGUCGACGACAUCCACCGUCAUCGAGGGCGACGACAGCUCGUCGAGCGAGCACGGCUCGAUCGGCUCGCACCCGGCCGGCGGCGAGGAGGACGGCUACGCGCCGCUCGAGGACGAGGACGAGGCCCAGCUCGCCGUCAAGCCGGCUGCGAGCGACGCCGACUCGGACGAGCUGCGCUACGGCAGCGCCACGGCCGAGGACGGCGGCGUGCACGACGAGCCGGUCCGCGGCGACCCGCUCGCCGACGUGUUCGAGUCGGACGAGGCGACGUGGCGCUCGAUCGCCGACGACGACUCGUACCCGCGCCUCGAGGAGCGCGACGCUGUCGAGACGACGGGCCUCGGCAUCUCGGGCGCUCGCAACGUCGCCGAGCUCGAGCCCGUCGCCGCGCCCGGCAUCCUCGAGCGCCGCGAGCAGGACGAGACGCUCGACGAGCGAGGGCUGCCACCGCCGCAGGACGACGUGCGCGACGUCGUGAACAUGCUCAGCUCGACGCCGACGACGGCGACGCACCCGAUCAACCUCGCCUCGCCGAUCCGCCUCGACUCGUCCGGCGCCGCCGCGACCGGCACCGGCGUCUUCCCGCCGUCGCCCGUCCAGCAGGUCGCUGCCCGCGAGAGCAACGUCGGCCACGGCCAGGAGGACCGCUCGUCGCCGUUCCUGCCGUCGCACUCGGCGGCCACGUCGAUCAGCACGGUCAACUUCUCGGUGCGCCCGCCGUCGACGAUCGCGUCCAUGUCGCCCGAGUACGUCCAGAACCGCAAGCAGCGUCAAGGCUGGACCAACGUGCCCGCCGUCGUCGACCCGUCCCUGUCGACCUCGUCGUCGAUGUCGUCCAUCUCGGCCGCAGGCGCCGCGAGCGACAGCGCGCGCUCGUCGAGCUCGACCGGGCUCAUGGACAACCUCAACGAUCUCGAGCGUGCGCUCGCCGACUUGUCACCUCGCGCGAGCGCACGAGCGAGGAUGGGCGCGCAAUCUCCCGCAGCCGUCCUCGAGGCGGCCGGCGAGGCCCCGUCGCGGGCUGAGCCGCCGCGCCCGGGUUUCCCGCCGCGCACCUCGUCUCGCGAGCAGACCGAGGAGGGCGAGGCGCCGUCCGCCGUACCCGCAUCGCCUGCGCCGCCGUCCUCGCUCCUCGCGAGCCGGCCGGCGUUCCGCUAUCGCGCGCCGAGCUCGCCCGGCGGUGGCAGCGAGGCCAGCGGCGCCAACGACGUGCCGUCAGCAGCAGUCGAGCUCGUUGCUCCUGCCGAGCCGGUGCGCAUCCCGCGCUCGUCAUCGCUGUCCAAGCCCGAGGCCCGUGCGCACCCCCAGCCGCACCUCGUCGCGCUCCCGCCGUCGCCGAUGCCGGCCAACGUCGCCACCUUUGCGCACUCGCCCGACGCUCUCGACGAGCCGCUCCCGGCCCUCCCGUCGGCGAGCCCGUCGUGGCCUGCCGCACCACCUCUGCCGCCCUCGCCCUCGCCACCUGUCCAGCCGUUCGACAACUUCUUGCCGCGCGCCGCCGCUCCCGCUCCUCCUCCACCUCCACCGCCGCCCGCCGCCGAGGACCCGCAGCCGUCGCAGCCUCGCUCGCCCGGCCCGAAGAAGAGCGGCUUCAAGUGGGGCAGCCGCAACAAGAGCAUCGACGCCGGCAAGGCCAACGCGGCUCCUCCUCCGGUCGGCGACGCACAGUCGCCGUCGGGCGACGACCCGAGCAGCGGCAGCGGCGCCAAGAGCCCUCUCGGGUCCUUCUUCGGCAAGUUUGGCAAGGGCGACAAGAAGGGCUUCUUCCGCCGCAACGACUCCACCUCGCCCGAGCCGCCUGUCCCCGCACCUGCCGCCGACGCUGCGGCGCCCGUCCUGCCCGCCCUUCCGCCGCGUCAGCCCUCGCUCGACGCCGAGACGGAGCACUUCUUCUCGGGCGCUGGGCGGCCUCGCCGACCGUCCGUCUCGACCAACUCGCAGCCGCCGUCGAGCCUUGUCGAGCGGGAGGCGCACGCGCCGCCUGCAUCGGCGCCGGUCGUCGUCGAGUCGGCCUCAUCGUCGCAGGAGCAGGAGGCCCCGGCGUCAAGCCUUCCUCCUCUCGCCGAGCUGUCGCAGACGCAGCAGCGCGACGAGCUCUUUGGCGUCGCCCCCUCGACGCCUGCGCCCACCUCGGCGACGCAGCAGUCGCUCCCCCUCGCGGCCCACGCCCUCUCGCCGCCGGACUCGCAGCACACCUCGUCGCCGCCUCCCGCACACCUCGACUUUCCGGCGCCCCCUCCCUCGACGGUCGCUGCGGCCACGCCGCACGAGCCGCCGCGCCCUCGCGCCUCGUCGUCGUUCGGCUCGCCCUCGCCUCGCGCGUCCCUGUCGGCCCAGUCGACCACGUCGGCGUCGUCGUCAGCGGCCUCGGCGUCGACCCUCCUCUCGCCGACCCAGCCCGCCUUCCCCUUUUCGAGUGCGCUCCCGCCGUCGCCCGCGCUCGCCGCCACGGACGUGAGCCCGACCGACGCGCCCGCCACGCCUCGCCCUGCGGCCCUCUCCCCUCCCUCUUCCGCCAACACGGGAUCGGGCCUCGAGCUCCCCGCCGCGGCGCCCGCGACGCCUCGCUACCCGGCCUCGGCGCCCGUCACGCCCGCGGCGUGGCACCUCUCGUCGCGCGCCGCGCUCGGCACGCCCUCGCCGAGCUCGGUCUCGACGUCGGCCGCGACGGGCAGUGGCGCGAGCCCGUCGGGCGCGAGCACGGGCGCGAGCGCGAGGAGCCGUGCGAGGCUGAGCGCCGACAUCGAGGGCCUGCUGAGCCAGAUGCGCGAGAUCGACUUUGCACUCGAGGACCCGCCGGCGACCCUUGCGUCGACAUUGACGACGACGGCGGCGGCGACGACGACGGUCGAGCCGGUCGACACGGCGUCGAGGUUGCUGGACGGGCUCGAGCGCGACCCGGUCGAGCCGCAGCGGGCGUCGGACGCGGCGCUUGACGAGCCCUCGCCGUUCCCGACGCCGACGCUCGUCGAGCCCGACGAGGACACGUCGCUCGUCUACGCCGGCGGUGCCGCGACGCCCGACCUGUCGUCGUCCCUGUCGUCGUCGCUGAGCGGGUUCGCGACCCCGCCGCCGCCCGUGCGCGCCUACGCCGGUGUCGGCGCCGGCGCAAGCGCGUCGCCGGGCCUCGGCGCGGUCAACGUGAGCCUGGGCGUGCCCGGCUUUGGGGCUGGGGACGACGGCGAGCUGCCGAGGCCGCUCAGUGCCGACUUGAGGGCGAUCGGGAGCGUCAUGACGCUUGGCUCGCCGCCAACGAGCCCCGAGCUCACCUCGCCGCGGUACGACCCGCUCCAGGUUCAAGCCUCGCCGACGCGCGCCUGAGUUGAUGCGUCGGCGCAGCGGUCAAGGACGAGGACGAGGAGCACGGUGACGAUACCCUGGGCGAUGUAGAAGAUUCCACGUGCGCGCGAGAGGCUCGAGCGAGCCUGAGAUGCCUCCGACCCUUUCAUCUUCUCUUUGUCUGUAAUCGCGACCUCUCUCAACAU